AUGAAGUUCAUUACUCUAUCCACCAUUCUCGGUCUUGCUGGCGCCUCAGCAGCUGCCCUCACAGCAGUCCCCAUCAUCGAGAAAAUCGCCCCCAAGUCAAAGAGCUGCCCUUCAAGCAACACCGACUGCCGCACCGCUGAACAAGCCGCGCCUUUUCUUAUCAAUGCCUUCAAGGACUACGACAUCUACGACCCCAAGAUGAUGGCCGCUGUACUUGCCCUCAUGGCCUUUGAGUCAGGUGACUUUCAGUACAAGCGUAACCAAGUUCCUGGCAGGCCCGGUCAGGGUACAGCCAACAUGCAAAUGGCCAACUUCAACCUUCUCUACGCAAAGGCCAUUCCCGAGCUUGCACCCAAGUUUGAGGGAGUUGACUCGGUUGAGGGCAUGUCGGAUGAUGACCUGAACAAGCUGCUCGACGCUGUUACCGUCGACAAGUACAACUUUGCCUCUGGUGCUUGGUUUCUUGCUACCCAGUGCAAGCAGGACGUGAAGGACGCUUUCAAGAAGGAUGCCGAUGAAGGAUUCAAGGUCUACAUUGAGGAGUGCGUUGGCACCGAGGUUGAGCCCAGAUUGGAGGUCUUUGGUGUUGCCAAGGAAGCAUUUGGGCUGUAA
This is a messenger RNA of Fusarium venenatum, 612 nucleotides long. NCBI's taxonomy places the organism in Eukaryota, Fungi, Ascomycota, Sordariomycetes, Hypocreales, Nectriaceae. The record is from RefSeq and is a predicted model, not a curated record.